AUGGAUAACAAUCGAGGCAGAUCCCCUUCGAGGGGUAAUGCUCAACACAUCAGUCCUCAACCUUCUCCUAACCACUAUUCCGCUUCCCUCGUCCAAGGCAUUGAUCCUUCCGUCCAGCAAGCCUUGACCACCGGGAAAUUCAACACCGCUCCCCAGCUGUUCAGCAACCCCUUCCAGCAGCAGCAUCAACAAGGAGGCCUACAACAAAACUCUGCUGACCCCAACUUCUAUAAUAAUACCAAUUACCAGCAGAACCUCUACUCUGAUAACCAGUUCGGGGGACACGCUCUGGAUCCGAACUACACAAACAACUACAUGUAUCAGAGCGAGGACAUGAACAACAGUUUCCAGCAGGGCUACUCCCUGAACAACGCCUACGAUGUCAGCCCUCAGCCCAACAUCAAUCCCGCUGAGCUGAGCAAAGUCUCUUCUCCACAAGAUCAUCAAUCACCAAAUCUUUUCCCUCCCGAAAACCAUAGCUCACGGCCUGAUUCUCCUGCUUCAACCAACGGCCAACAGUUUUACACUCCUCAGCAUUCUAGACAUGUGUCUUUGGAUCCUUCCAGCGCCUAUGGAGAUGCCUACAGUGGUGCAAACUUCCAACAACAUCGCAGAGCAACUUCUGACCAUUCCGAUAUCCCAUCCGCUCAACAUUCUCCUUAUCUCGCUCACUCGGAAUUACAAGACGUCAGCCACUCGCCCUACCUCCCUGCUCAACCGGACACUAGUAAUGCCUUUGGCCUGGAGAGCUUCACCCUGACAGAGCAGACUUCCUAUCGAUCUCCUAGACUGAUGCCUCAUAUGACCGACAAUCAACAGACCGGAAUCGGCAUGAACCCUGACCUGACUUUGAGCCAACCACUAGGCGUUCCUGUUUCAGAAGUCUACUCGAAUCAAUCGAGCUUCGUGCAACCCCCCAUUCUUCCAAGCAACCAUAUGCGCAAUACUUCGGUUGCUUCCGAUAUUGGACAGGCCGAUUUGUUUGAACCACCUACCAUAAACAUUGAACCCGCACCGGUCUCAAGACAGCAAAGCUUCGGACCACAAGUUGAAGGUACCGAAGGUGCCUUGAGCCCUCCUAAUAACCUCGGUAGAGGCCGUAAUCGUAGUAAAUCCGACUCCACCUUUACCCGACCCUUUUCCAGGUCUGCGUCUCCAGGUCUACAAUCAACCAGUGCUUCUUCGACUCUCGCAGUGCAAUCACGAUCGCCGGACAGGGAGAGGGGCUCCGUAUCUCGUGAAUCAUCCCCAGGACCCGGCGUGGCUUCUGGUCGGGUCGAGAAAAAUCGACGCGCGUCCACCUCUGCCGUCAGUCAAAGCAGAGAUUAUAUUCUUGACCUUGCAGAUCCCAAUAGGCCGAAUGCACCGCCUGGCACGAGCACAAGGGUACAGAAACACCCGGCAACGUUUCAAUGCACACUUUGCCCGAAACGCUUCACUCGGGCAUACAAUUUACGCUCCCAUUUACGUACACACACCGAUGAACGACCAUUCGUGUGCACCGUUUGUGGCAAGGCGUUUGCAAGACAACACGAUCGCAAGCGCCACGAGGGACUCCACAGUGGUGAGAAAAAGUUUGUCUGCAAGGGCGAACUUCGCUCAUCACCUGGGUCACAUUGGGGCUGCGGUCGUAGAUUUGCGAGAGCCGACGCGCUCGGCCGGCAUUUCCGUUCUGAAGCAGGCAGGGUGUGCAUCAAGCCGCUUCUGGAAGAGGAGAGGCAGGAGCGGCAGAACAGGGCAAUGAUGGAACAACAGCAACAUCAGCAACAGGCCGCUCAUUUCAUGCAAGGUGGACUCCAACCGGUUCCGCAGCCACUUAUGGUUGGAAUGGAUCCUACUACUGGUACGGGAGGGUUUUCCCUCCCUGCAGCCCUCUUGGCCCAAUACCCGGCCCUUCAAAAUAUUGACUGGUCCCAAGUUCCCACCAGUGACGACCCUGGAGAUCUCAGUGAUGUCGGUGGAAUGGGCAGAGCCAGUUUCGAUGGCUCUAGUGGGGGAGAAUAUUAUGAAGACGAUCUCAACGAUGGCUAUGCCAGUGGCUCCGGUAUUGACUUUUCGAAUCCGGGGCAAAACUCCAUGUUUUUGGGUGGGAAUUAA
Messenger RNA from Exophiala aquamarina CBS 119918, 2097 nucleotides. RefSeq lists its product as uncharacterized. NCBI's taxonomy places the organism in Eukaryota, Fungi, Ascomycota, Eurotiomycetes, Chaetothyriales, Herpotrichiellaceae. Bases 1 to 2097 code for a protein of 698 amino acids. The record is from RefSeq and is a predicted model, not a curated record. The transcript has 3 exons.